Messenger RNA from Neofelis nebulosa (Clouded leopard), 2488 nucleotides. RefSeq names its product signal recognition particle 72 (gene SRP72). Bases 517 to 2436 code for a protein of 639 amino acids. NCBI's taxonomy places the organism in Eukaryota, Metazoa, Chordata, Mammalia, Carnivora, Felidae. The transcript is spliced from 19 exons. Gene Ontology annotation, cellular component: signal recognition particle, endoplasmic reticulum targeting. The record is from RefSeq and is a predicted model, not a curated record. Gene Ontology annotation, biological process: SRP-dependent cotranslational protein targeting to membrane. Gene Ontology annotation, molecular function: protein binding; ribosome binding; 7S RNA binding.
CAGCCCCUCAGUGACCAGCCCUUGGUUCUGAGUUGCUGAGAGCCACGUGUACUUCCCUCUUUACCCAUCGCGGGAAGUGAGGGUGGAAUUUAAAGGGACCGCAGCUCCAUGCGUUUCUUCCCAACCGUUUUCUUAUUUGACUCUUAACGUUUUUACUCCUUAAUUCGCAAAUAGCCCACAUCGCCACCUUUUCUCUUUCCUUUUAGCGGAGUGAUCAAGACAGUAUUGCUGAGGUAGUUUGUUUUCUUGGACCGCAGCGGAGGGAGGAACCUGUAAGGGACACGUAGUUUAGAAGCUAGUGCUGACAAGGUGGACGCUGUACAGACUCAGGGGAGAGGGAAAAGGACUGAUACGGAUGUUAGGCCUCUCACCCCCCAUCGAUAGACUCUCUCUCCAGUGUCAUCAGAUCAGAAAAUGUGUGUGUAAAAGCACCAACAUUUGAAAUAACGUCGGAAGAAAAGUUUGGCCUCGGUUUUUUUUGCCCUGUAACGGAUAAUUUCGAGGCAGUUGCCUUGCAUGAGAGGUUUAGUACUGCAGAUCAACAAGGAUGAUGUAACUGCUCUACACUGUAAAGUGGUAUGCCUUAUUCAAAAUGGAAGUUUCAAGGAAGCCUUGAAUGUCAUCAACACUCACACUAAAGUGUUAGCCAAUAAUUCUCUUUCCUUUGAGAAGGCAUAUUGUGAGUACAGGCUGAACAGAAUUGAGAAUGCCUUGAAGACCAUAGAAAGUGCCAAUCAGCAGACAGACAAACUAAAGGAGCUUUAUGGACAAGUGCUAUACCGGUUAGAACGCUAUGAUGAAUGCUUAGCAGUGUAUAGAGAUCUUGUCCGAAACUCCCAAGAUGAUUAUGAUGAGGAGAGAAAAACAAACCUUUCAGCAGUUGUUGCAGCACAAAGCAAUUGGGAAAAAGUGGUUCCAGAGAACUUGGGCCUCCAAGAAGGCACACAUGAACUAUGCUACAAUGCUGCAUGUGCACUGAUAGGACAAGGCCAUCUGAGCCAGGCAAUGAAAAUCCUACAAAAAGCUGAAGAUCUUUGCCGCCGUUCAUUAUCAGAAGAUUCUGAUGGGACUGAGGAAGACCCACAGGCAGAACUGGCCAUCAUUCAUGGGCAGAUGGCCUAUAUUCUGCAGCUUCAGGGUCGUACAGAGGAGGCUUUGCAACUUUACAAUCAGAUAAUAAAACUAAAGCCGACAGAUGUGGGAUUGCUGGCUGUGAUUGCAAAUAAUAUCAUUACUAUUAACAAGGACCAAAAUGUCUUUGACUCCAAGAAGAAGGUGAAAUUAACCAAUGCAGAAGGAGUAGAGUUUAAGCUUUCCAAGAAACAGCUGCAAGCUAUAGAAUUUAACAAAGCUUUGCUUGCUAUGUACACAAACCAGGCAGAACAGUGCCGCAAAAUAUCUGCCAGUUUACAGUCCCAAAGUCCUGAGCAUCUCCUGCCUGUAUUAAUCCAAGCUGCCCAGCUCUGCCGGGAAAAGCAGCACGUAAAAGCAAUAGAGCUGCUUCAGGAAUUCUCAGAUCAGCAUCCAGAAAAUGCAGCUGAAAUUAAGCUGACCAUGGCACAACUGAAAAUUUCCCAAGGUAAUAUAUCCAAAGCAUGUCUAAUAUUGAGAAGCUUAGAAGAGUUAAAACAUAAACCAGGCAUGGUAUCUGCAUUAGUGACUAUGUACAGCCAUGAGGAAGAUAUUGAUAGUGCCAUUGAGGUCUUCACGCAAGCUAUCCAGUGGUAUCAAAACCAUCAGCCCAAAUCUUCUGCUCAUUUGUCCUUGAUAAGAGAAGCUGCAAACUUCAAACUCAAAUAUGGGCGGAAAAAGGAGGCAAUUAGUGACCUAGAACAGUUAUGGAAACAAAAUCCAAAAGAUAUUCACACCCUGGCGCAGCUUAUUUCUGCUUACUCACUUGUAGAUCCUGAGAAGGCAAAAGCUCUUAGUAAACACCUGCCCUCGUCAGAUAGUAUGUCUCUGAAAGUAGAUGUCGAGGCUCUUGAAAAUUCUCCUGGUGCUACUUACAUUCGGAAAAAGGGUGGAAAAGUUGCUGGAGAUAGUCAACCAAAGGAGCAAGGACAGGGAGAUUUGAAAAAGAAGAAGAAAAAAAAGAAAGGAAAGCUGCCUAAGAAUUAUGACCCAAAGGUGACCCCAGAUCCAGAAAGAUGGCUACCAAUGCGAGAACGUUCUUAUUACCGGGGAAGAAAGAAGGGUAAGAAGAAGGAUCAGAUUGGAAAAGGGACCCAGGGAACAACGGCAGGAGCUUCAUCUGAACUGGAUGCCAGUAAGACUGUGAGCAGCCCACCCACCUCCCCACGACCUGGCAGUGCAGCAACAUCGGCUGCAUCUACAAGUAAUAUCAUACCCCCAAGACACCAGAAACCUGCAGGGGCUCCAGCAACAAAAAAGAAACAGCAACAGAAAAAGAAGAAAGGUGGAAAAGGUGGCUGGUGAUUGGAACAUUCUUGUUUCCAAGCUAUUUUUAGUCUCACUGACACUAGGAACA